Molecule: messenger RNA, 995 nt
Organism: Quercus robur (English oak)
Lineage: Eukaryota; Viridiplantae; Streptophyta; Magnoliopsida; Fagales; Fagaceae
Exons: 3
Coding region: 362-928 (188 amino acids)
Source: RefSeq, a predicted model, not a curated record
AUGUCUAACAUUUUGUUCUCGCUAUUUACAUGGAAUAGAAACCAAAUUUAAUCGGGUAGAGCGAAAUUAUGAUGGAGGUACUUCCGCAUGUGCAAAUACCUCUCAAUUGUCCAUAUUCUCAACACCUGGACGACAUUUAGGGAAAGCAAUAAGGUGUGAGUUGAAUGAUGAUCUUCACAAUGCAGCAACAUUUUAUGUUCUUCAAAAUUGUGUCGACGCUGACCGAUUUGUUGAAGAACAUAAGAACAUCCUUACAAAUGGAGGUGUUCUUGACAUUGACAGGGUGCAUAAACAAGAAUUUAUUGCGUGGUUUGAAAAAAGAAUCACCGACUUAUAUAAUACAAGGCAAGUUGAUGGACAUAUGCUUUCAUUAGCUCGGGGUCCUGAGAAAAGGGCUGUUUUUUAUCGUGGUUACAAUGUUAAUGGGUUUAGAUUUCAUACAAAUCAAUGUGAUGAAAGUAAAAGAACACAAAAUAAUGGAGUUAUGGUGAGAGGGGAGGAUCAAAGUUGCAAUGUGCCUUAUUAUGGACAACUAACAGACAUUGUUGAACUUCAAUAUACUGAAGGGAACAAAGUUGUGUUGUUUAAAUGUGAUUGGUAUGACGUAUCUCGUGAAGGAAUUGGUUAUAAGAGAGAUCGGCACGGAACCACUAUUGUUAAUACAUCACGAAAGUUGAAAACCGUAGAGCCAUUUGUAUUAGCAAGUCAAGCAACUCAAGUUUACUAUGUUAAUGGAAUAAAAGAUCCCACAUGGAAUGUUGUGAUUGAAACCAAACCACGAAACCUUUAUGAAAUGCCAUCAGAUGAAGAAGAGCCAUACCAAGAAGAAGACAAUUUACAUUGUAAUGCAAAUGUGCUGCAAGAAGAAAAUGAGGAUGAUGAUAUAGAUUGGAGAAGGAGUGGUGUUGAGAAUAUGAUAAUCGAGUGAUUUCAAAGGCUUACAGGCUCAACUCCAUCACCUUAUUUGGCUUCAUCUAGAUUAGUUAUCCAUGUGC